ACUUUGCAAUUCGGUAACUUGCUCUUGUAAUUUUUUGUGCCUUUGUAUCAAAGUAUAUGAAUUAUCAAUUAAUCUCAUUAAAACAAUUUUUAUAUUUUCGUUAUCAGACAAGUUCACAUCAUUUAUUUUUGAUUCAUCGGUGGUACCACAUGGUCUGAUAUGCCGGCAUGAAAACAAAUUGACUGAUUUACAAGCGCAGUUAAAACAAAGAAAAAAAAUAUUUGAAAAGCAAGUUUUGGCAUGUUUCCUGUUUGAAGAAUAAUAGGUUACUACAAAAUAAUUUUGCCAUAAUAUGGACAACGAUUGGGAAAAUGAAGUUGGAACCGGUAAAGCAUUUGGUCGCGGCCGACCAGUUGUAGCCGAUGAAGAUGAUGGUUGGGGUGAAACUAAUGGUUCUAGUAACGAUGGUGGAUUUGAUUGGGGUGGUGAUCGACCCCCACGUGGUGGCGGAAGAAGUGAUCGGGGAGAACGCAGAGGAGGUCGUGGAGGUGGCCGUGGAAGAGGAGGUGGCCAUGGAGGCGGUGGUCGGGGUGGUGAUGACUCUAACGGAUAUCGCAGUAAUCGAAAUGGUGGUUGGGGAGGUGACGGUGAGACAAGCGAAGGUGGUGGUUGGGGUGGCAAGAACAAUGACAAUUCUGGAGGAGGUUGGGAUGGUGGCGAUUCAGAAAAUAGUGGAGAUCGGCGAGGAGGUCGUGGGGGUGGGCGCGGUGGUAGAGGGAGUCGUGGUGGUGGUCGCGGUGGCGGUCGUAGAGGAGAAUUUGGUGGUAAUGGUGAUUUUGGUAGUGGCGAAAAUAAUGGAGAACAAGAAAAGCCCAAAGAACGAUACGUUCCACCAGAACCAUCUACAGAAGAAAGUGAAAUCUUUUCAAUGGGUAACGAGAUCGGUAUUAAUUUCGAUAAAUUCGAUGACAUCGACGUAAAAGUAUCUGGUGAAAAUAUACCAACACCAAUAAACAAUUUUGAAGAAUCUGGUUUACGACCAUUUUUAUUAGAAAACGUACAAAAAUCAAAAUACACAAAACCAACACCUAUACAAAAACAUGCAAUACCCAUUAUUAUGGCUGGACGUGACGUAAUGGCAUGUGCACAAACCGGGUCGGGCAAAACUGCCGCGUUCCUUUUACCUAUAUUACAUACACUAUUAAGUGAUCCCAGAGAUAUGGUAAUGGAUGGUACUCAUGUUGAACCCCAAGCCGUUAUUGUAUCACCGACUCGAGAAUUAGCAAUUCAAAUAAAUGAAGAAUGUCGAAAAUUUUCACUUAAAUCGAUUCUACAAACAGUUGUCGCUUAUGGCGGUGCAGCCACCUUUCAUCAAGUCAGACAGUUAAUGAAUGGCUGCCAUGUUCUAGUCGCUACACCCGGUCGAUUGUUGGACUUUGUACGAAGUGGGCGAAUUACAUUUAAUUCUGUACGAUUUUUUGUCUUAGAUGAAGCUGAUAGGAUGUUGGAUAUGGGAUUCUUACCCGAAGUUGAAAAAAUGUUGAGCCAUGAAUCCAUGGUGGCAACAACAGAUAGACAAACAUUAAUGUUUUCAGCAACAUUCCCAACAGAAAUUCAACAAUUAGCUGGACAAUUUUUAAAUAAUUAUUUGUUUAUUAGUGUCGGUAUUGUCGGUGGGGCUUGUUCUGACGUAACUCAAUCCUUUUAUCAAGUUGACGAAUAUAAUAAACGUGAAAAGUUAUUAGAAAUUUUUAAAGAAGAGGGUACUGAACGUACUUUAGUAUUUGUUGAAACCAAGAGAAAUGCCGAUUUCUUAGCGUCAAUAUUAUGUGAAAAUAACUUUAAAGCAACAAGUAUCCAUGGAGAUCGAUUACAAAGAGAAAGAGAAACAGCACUUGGUGAUUUUAAACGUGGAAAUAGAAAUAUAUUAGUUGCUACAGGAGUUGCUUCGCGUGGUUUAGACAUUAAGAAUGUUAAGCAUGUAAUCAAUUAUGAUUUACCAAGACCACCAAAUGCAAUUGACGAAUAUGUACAUCGAAUUGGGCGUACAGGUCGUGUGGGAAAUCGUGGUAAAGCUACCAGUUUUUAUGAUAGUGCUCAAGAUGCAUCUCUAGCCAAAGAUUUAAUUAAAAUAUUACGUCAAGCUGGUCAACCUAUUCCUGAUUGGCUACAACGUGAUGAAAAUGCUAGCGGUGGUGGAGGAGGCUUCCGUCGUGGAAAAUUUGGUGGUCGGGAUGUUCGAGGGGAUGACUUUGGUGCUCCGCAAGAUAACUUUCAACCAACGACAGAAGAGGAAUGGUAGUAUAUUUUUAUAUCUUCUGACAUUACCCACACUCUUCCUUGGAAUAAACACGUUGUUUUCUUUUUCGUCAUAUAAUUUUUUUGUUGAGUUUAUAAGAAUUUAUUCUAGUUCCUUUUUAUAUUUAGAUAUUUAAAAAGUAAAACACUUAAUUGUGAAACAGGGAGACUCUUUAAAUAUAUGGCUGUGUAAAAUUUUGUUGAAAAACCGUUAAGGAGUUAAUUCAUUAAAAAUUAAC
This is a messenger RNA of Chrysoperla carnea, 2477 nucleotides long. RefSeq names its product ATP-dependent RNA helicase vasa-like. Gene Ontology annotation, molecular function: ATP binding; RNA binding; RNA helicase activity. Gene Ontology annotation, cellular component: nucleus; P granule. The transcript is spliced from 10 exons. Bases 293 to 2242 code for a protein of 649 amino acids. Gene Ontology annotation, biological process: gamete generation; cell differentiation. NCBI's taxonomy places the organism in Eukaryota, Metazoa, Arthropoda, Insecta, Neuroptera, Chrysopidae. The record is from RefSeq and is a predicted model, not a curated record.